GAAGUAUAGUCGUCCCAUGGCGGCGGGGCGCAGGAUUGAAAGAGCUUGACAGUAGUAUCAGGUAGUAUCAGGUACGUAGCUAUGAGCAUAUGCAUACCUUGGGGGUGGGGAAGAGACAUCGAAGAGGGGAAGAGGGUACUGGUACAGAGGGAGCCACGGAAAAAGGAACUGGUGACAGGCAGAUUGAGAUAGGAGGGGAAGUCGUUUUUCAUUUCCAAAAAGAGAACAAAGAGAUUCAAAAGGACGGCGGAGAAGAAGCAGAAGAAGAAAAUCGGAGGAGAGAUUGCAAGGGCAAGUGGUUUCGUCGUGUUGUGCGCCAGACAGGAGGGGGGGAAAGCGGGACAGGGAGAAAGAGGAAGAAGAAAGAGCAGGAAGAGGAGGAGGAGGAGGUUGAGCAGGAGGGAGGAGGAACAGGAGGGAAAAAGAGGUGCAGCAGGAAGAAGAGCUCACCGGGCAGCGUCACACCAUCACCACGAUUAGCUCAAGGGAGCUUCGAUGGCAGAAGUGUUCACACUCUGACAUUUCAGAACGUGACGUACAAAGUGGCCGUGAAGAACACGAGGAGCGAUGGAGGAAAGACACAGAAGGAGUUGUUGAAGAACGUCAGUGGCGAGGCUCGUUCUGGGGAAAUCUUGGCCAUCGUGGGUCCAUCGGGAGCGGGAAAGUCCGCACUCCUGGAUGCACUUGCUGGUCGGAUCGCGGCCUCUGCCUCAAGUCUUGAGGGCCUUAUUCUUGUCAAUGGAAGGCCUAUGGACAGCAAGCAGUUGCGCAAGCUUUCUGCCUACGUUGCGCAAGAUGAUGCCCUGUUUGCCUAUCUCACAGUCAAAGAGACGUUGCUGUUCAGCGCUCGUCUCCGCCUUCCGGCGGACAUGCCGAUCGACGACAAAGUGGCGCGCGUUGACAUGCUUAUUGCCACAUUGGGACUAAGUCCACGUGCUAACACACGGAUAGGCAACGAGCAACUGCGGGGUCUAUCGGAGGGAGAGAGGAGGCUGGUCUCCAUCGCUGUGGAACUGCUGCAUGACCCGGCCGUUCUGUUCCUGGACCAGCCGACGUCUGGACUGGACAGUACGUCGGCACUAAACCUGGUCCAGAACUUGUACCAGAUGGCAACCCAACCCCACCGCCCGCGGACCAUCUUGAUGACCUGUCAUCACCGGCCAAGCCACUUUCCGAUGAUCCUGGAUCUCAUCCACAAGAUCAUGAUCCUGUCACGUGGCUCCUUAGUGUACAGCGGUACUUAUCCUGACCUCUCGAUCUUUCUGGACCACUACGGCAGACGGGUCCCCCCGCAUGUCAACGCGAUGGAAUUCGCCCUCGAUAUCAUCGACGAACUGCAGGAGUCGGCGCAGGCUGUUGCCGCCCUAGCGGACUUCAACUCUGCUAGAUCCAAACUACAGCCGUCGUUAUCCUGUCUGAGCAAUAUAGGUCAGAUGUCAGAGGACCUGGACGCGGGCUUCGCCACAGGUCCAGUGAUCGAGACCUUGACCCUCUGCCACCGCAAUGUCAUAACCAUAUCUCGAACGCCGGAGUUGUUCGCCUCUGCGCUAGGACUGAUGAUCGUCACAGCAGUGGUUCUGGGCUCACUAUUCUACGGCGACUUGGACAAGGACGAGAGUGGUAAGUUCCGCCGGAGUACCUUCUUUGCCUUCAUUUGUGCGCUUCUGUCCUUCACCGCCAUUCACUCUCUGCCCAUGUUCUUGCUUAAGAGGAACGUCUUUGUCCGCGAGACGAGCAGAGGAGCUUAUCGCACCUCGUCGUACGUCCUAGCCACCGGCCUCGUUUUCCUCCCCUUCUUCUUCAUCCAGUGCUUGCUGUUGAGUCUUGUCGCUUACCUCGUGGUCGGUCUUGUUCGUGAUCCUUGUACUUUUUUCCUUUUGGGUACCACCAUGUUCCUUACCAUCACCGUCGGCAAUGCCUUCGUCAGGAUCAUCACCUCCUUGGGGUCUCUCAUUCCCAACUUCGUCGCCUGCAAUACCAUCAUCACUGCGAUCACCGGAUUCAUGUUCCUCUUCUCCGGUUUCCUCGUGCCUAAGGACGAUUUCCCCAACUACUGGAUUUGGUUCCGCUACGUCUUUAGGGCAUUCAGGAUGGAAUACACUUUUACCGGAUUCAAGUACCUGGUCAAAUUGUUGCUGAAGAAGGAAUACACUCGCGUGGACAAUUUUUGGCAAGACGGGACCUCCGGCAGCCACGUGGCCCGGCAAAGGUUUCGCUUUUGGGGGGAUGUGAGCGUCAGGAUCGACCUUGCGUUAAUUGCAGGGAUGGUGCUUGUCUAUAGGAUACUCUUCUAUGUUGGUCUUUGUGUGAGGAGCUCCAGUAUGCGUAAGUAGUGGAUUUUUUAAUGUUUUGGGGGGNAAGGGAAGUAAAGUAGAGUUUCAGAA
Molecule: messenger RNA, 2384 nt
Organism: Chara braunii
Lineage: Eukaryota; Viridiplantae; Streptophyta; Charophyceae; Charales; Characeae
Source: the annotation of a GenBank genome assembly